CGGCAACCGUCCAGCUCCGAGGCCACGGAACGCGACCGAUACGAGCCAGACCGGUCCCGUCAGGAUGGGACGGAGUCCACCUUGUCGACUAACGCACCUUCCACCGUCUGGGACGAGCUAGAGGAUCUAAAAUCGCGGAUCAAGAAGCUAGAAUUAACUGGAAAGCUUCCGCCCUCAUCCCAGGAGGCGAUCUCGUCUGCAUCCGGAGACCGACCACGAACAGCGACCACGACGGUUACUACGGUGUCAUCCUCGCCGAAGCGCGGCCGCAAAUCAAGUAUAGCAACAGGCGACCUCGACCAGAAUGCGGCCCCGAGUCCAGUCCAUCCCCUCUUACAAUCGGCUUUGACCAAGUCAAAGGAAGUGUUGGGUAACGAAGUCUACGCAGCUCUGGAAGUCACUGUUACCGAUGCGCUGGCGCUGUCUACCCUACUGUCAUCCAGCAAGGCUCCAUCGGGCGGUGUUUCUAUUGUCAAUGGUUAUCUUCCGUCAGACAGACACGCUAGGCGCAAGGCUGACAGUGUAUGCCGCAGCUUAACUGAGCUGUGUCUCGCACUGUCUGAUGAUCAGCUUCGCCGGCAGCCGUCUUCAGCCCUGGAGGGAAAAGCGGAUGACCAGCAAACUAAUGGCCACAAUGACGACGACACGAUUACACCAACCCCUCCAUAUCGCCGAAGCACCAUCCAGGAACCAGAGAGCCUGUCCAGACGGCAGAGCAACAGCAGAGUCACCAGCCGUUUAGAGGCACGUCGGGCCAGUAUGGCGAACAACGCGGCUCCGGACAACCAAAGCAACAACAAGGGCACCGAUCUGAGUUCAGAGGCCAAAUUGACACAGUCGCCUGGUUCGUCGGCGCCUGUGAGACGGUUGAGUCGACUCUCAACUUCGUUGCGGACCAAGAGGGUGCACACGGACGACGAUAAUGCCCCGGAUCAGAGUCCACAAGCUCGAUCAAUUCAAAGAAGCAUGACGGAUAUCACCAACCCAGCAGCAACAUAUCGAGUCUCGCCCCGGCAACGGAUCUCGCAUGGAUAUACGGCGUCACAAUCCAUACCCGACUCUAGCCCUGAGCGGAACGUUAGAUAUUCAACCCCAUCCCAACCAUCGCAGCUCCCUCAACCUCGUACCCCGACACUAUCGCAGUCAGCAAUCCCUCUCCGUCGGAGCAUAUUAACGCCCAGCUAUGUCCCCGCAACAUCCCGCUCAAACAUUCAAGCGGGUUCGCGUCGAUAUGGGCUGUCUCCUGGUAUUGGCUCUGCCGCUCUCGGUGGUGAGAUGCCAGCCGAGGACGCUAUGUCCACUACCCCUCGCCAGGAGCCUUCGCAGACAAGGAUUAUUGCCCCAUCACAAAAACUGGCUGCUAGCUACACACCGAUUGCGCAGAAUCGCUUGCGCGCGAACAGCCUUGGAGCGCGACGAUUUGGUCUUCGGCAGCGGCCGAUGGCCGUUUCUGAUGAGGCCGUCAAUGGUCUCGAUCAGCGCGUUGACUGA
Aspergillus niger is the source of this 1491-nucleotide messenger RNA. RefSeq lists its product as hypothetical. The annotation marks the transcript as partial. NCBI's taxonomy places the organism in Eukaryota, Fungi, Ascomycota, Eurotiomycetes, Eurotiales, Aspergillaceae. The transcript has a single exon. The record is from RefSeq and is a predicted model, not a curated record.